This is a messenger RNA of Monascus purpureus, 1446 nucleotides long. NCBI's taxonomy places the organism in Eukaryota, Fungi, Ascomycota, Eurotiomycetes, Eurotiales, Aspergillaceae. The record is from the annotation of a GenBank genome assembly.
CCAUCAUCCAAGUAGCCACCCACCAUGGCAGAUGCAGACGAGGAUGCGAUUCGCCUCCCUUCCUCCCAGGACUCGGUUCAUAUCGAGACCGACCUUUCGGAUGAGACACAGGAUUUUCGCUUCCUAAAUAAUCUUUCACUCUUCUCAGAUCAAUCCCAGGCGACUCUCCCCAGACGAGGCGAAAAGGACUUCGAGCCCAAUCCGACCCUCUAUCAGGCCGAUAUUCUCGCUGCUUCUAGGCAGGCUAUGCAUAAUGCGCUGGCGUAUCCGCGUCUGCAUCAUCCCAGAAACAAGGUUGUGGGGUACUAUGCGCCUGAGGGGCCUGCGCCUCCGCGUUCAUAUUCUUCAAAUAACAAAGCCACGGGAGAAGCUGUUGAUGGCGAUCAAGCCUCAAAAAAUGCAGACGCUUCAGAGAAGCUUGCAAAGCCCGAACCAACAGCGGGAGCAGGGAUCGGCGUGUCUCCGCAUGCAUGUAUCUAUGUGACCAGUCCCAAGGGUCAAUAUUUCAGGACAAUGGGCCGCGGAGACCGUUGGAAUAGGAUAUGGUUGCUUCCUGAGGAAGCACUGUAUCUUCUUGAACGUGGCAGUCUGGAUAUCAGGUGGCCUUCUCCUUUAACCGGGGACUCUGAGGAAAAUGGCAAUGAAGAGCAAGACGAGUCUGAGCUUCUUCCAAUGAGCCUGCAGGCAGCAUAUACCUGCUUGAUGGGAAGGGGCGGACUGACAUUGGAGAGGUACUUGGUCUACACUGGGUUAAGGCGGUUGGGCUAUACGCUUAUUCGGGCUCCGAGUUGGGACGAGACCAGUGAUGGAACAGCAGAGGGGGACUCAUCUGUGGCUUCUGGGAGUAUGAAUGCGCAACAACCGCAAACACUCGGCCUAUUUGGCUUGCUCGGACGUCUGUUCCAAUGGAUACGCGAUUCAGACUCGACAGCCUCCACAGCGGCAGGUCCGGUGGUCGGCCUGGGUAUUCAUCGCAGCUAUAACGACAUAUAUCGCAAACUCUCCAUGAUCCCUUAUUAUGAUCCAGCCGCUAUCCCCGACUCCCCAACCCGACAUACCACACCUCCCUUCCGCAUCGCGUUUCACGUAUACAAACCCUCAACUCCCUUUCGCAAAACCGCACCGCCCGCUCCCGAUUUCCGCAUCGCAGUAGUCAAUUGUCGCACGCAGACCAGUAUUCCUACCGCAUCCCAGCUCGGCGCUCUACUCGAAAGCACCCCCUUGGACCCGCCACGAGGUGAGAAAAUGGACCGAAUGCUCUACAUGCGUCUACGACACGGGUACAGGAACGUCAUCUUGGCGGUCGUGGACCAGGGUGUUGUGAGCUAUCUUCGGAUCGCGGAUGCAGCGUUUGGGAAAGAGAAGAUAUACGAACACAAGACCGGGCCGACAUCGAAAUCCUCAAGAAGGGGGGGACCGUCACGGUAUAAGACGAAUGGACGAUGA